AUGGAGAGACAACGGCGAUCAAAAUCACGAGACUACGUUUGGUUUGCUUUUUAUUUGUCCGUGCUGCUGAUCUCUGGAAAACAGGCUCAGGCUGAACUGAGGUACUCGAUUCCUGAGGAGAUGAAAGAAGGAACUGUGGUUGGAAAUGUUGCUAAGGAUCUUGGUCUGGACAAAUCCUCUUUGACUGAUCGGCGAUUCCGUGUUGUGUCUGGAGCUAAAGACGCUUUUUUCGUGGUAAACCCGGACAAUGGUGCCUUACAGAUCAGUAAGAAAAUCGACAGAGAGGAGCUGUGUGAGGGGAGUAGUGCAUGCUUAAUAGAGCUGAAAAUCGUUGUUGAGAACCCGUUAGAAAUCCACUAUGUUGUUGUUGAAAUAACCGAUGUCAAUGAUCAUAGUCCAAGUUUUCCCGAAAGGAUACAGAAAUUCAAUAUAGCAGAACACGCAUCUCCGGGAACACGGUUUCAGUUACACGCGGCCCGUGAUCCUGAUGCUGGAGUGAACUCUAUCCGCACAUACACAAUAACCACAAAUAAUCACUUCGACAUAGAUAUCAGUCAAAUUGAUGAUGAUAUGAUUCCAUUUUUGGUACUGAAGAAAUCUUUAGACAGAGAGCAAAAGAAAGAACACACAUUUACUGUAACAGCAGUUGAUGGAGGUAAACCUCAAAGAUCAGGCACACUAAAUGUUUCUGUUGUUGUUCUUGACAGUAAUGACAAUCGUCCGAUGUUCAGUCGGGAUACAUAUCAAAUAGAAAUAUAUGAGAAUACAGCAGUUGGCACUACAGUAACAAAAGUAAAUGCGAUGGAUCCGGAUGAGGGGACAAAUGGCGAAAUUUACUAUAGCCUCAGCAAAGCUUUGACACGUAAGGUUUACGACAUAUUUGAACUGGAUGGUUUAAGUGGGACAAUAAUUUUGAAAGGAGCGUUGAACUUUGAGGACACUGAGAAUUAUAAACUUGACAUCGAGGCGUCGGACAAAGGAACACCUCCAUUAACAAGUCGUUGCAGAGUUAUUAUUAAAAUCAAAGACAUCAAUGAUAAUCCACCUGAUAUCGAAGUCACAUCACUGUCAAACACAGUGUCUGAAGAUUCAAAACCUGGAACAAUUAUUUCACUCAUUAGCGUGAUGGAUAAAGACUCUGGUGUUAAUGGAAAAAUGAUCACAACCAUUAGUAAUGACGUUCCGUUUGAAUUGAAACCUUCAUAUAAGGAAAACACUUACUCCGUUGUCACAAAAGAAUCUUUGGACAGAGAGCAGGUGUCACAUUAUGACAUCAUAAUAAAAGCCACCGACUGUGGUGACCCUCCAUUAUCAACAUUUAAAACUCUCAGCAUUCAGAUAUCAGAUGUCAAUGACAACAGUCCACAUUUUCAACAAAACCCAUUACACUUUUAUCUGGUAGAAAAUAAUCUUGCUGGAGCCUCAAUAUUCUCUGUCAGCGCCACAGACAAUGAUAUCAAUGACAAUGCAGCCAUUUCAUAUCAUAUUGUGAGAGAAGGGACUCAGAAUGACAUCACAUCUUUCAUCAAUGUCAACUCUGAAAAUGGACACAUCACUGCGCUGAAAAGUUUCGACUUUGAAACAGUGAAAACGUUCACGUUCACUGUUGUGGCCACAGAUUCUGGAACUCCAUCUCUGAGCAACAACGUCACAGUCAACGUCUUCAUUCUGGAUCAGAACGACAACGCUCCAGUCAUCCUCUAUCCACUCAGCUCCAACGGCUCUGCUGAAGGUGUGGAGGAGAUUCCACGCAAUGUCAACGCAGGACACUUGGUCACCAAAGUCAGAGCCUAUGACGCUGAUAUAGGAUAUAACGGCUGGUUGCUCUUCUCACUGCAACAAGUCACUGAGCACAGUCUCUUUGCUCUGGACCGAUACACAGGACAGAUCAGAACACUUCGCUCAUUCACAGAGACAGACGAGGCUGAGCAUAAACUCAUCAUACUGGUCAAAGACAAUGGCAACGUUUCCCUCUCUGCUACAGCUACUGUCAUUGUCAAAGUGGUGGAGCCCAAAGAGGCUUUCGCUGCCUCUGAUGUCAAAAGUGCAACAAACGAUGACGAGGACAGUAAUGUGACUUUUUAUCUCAUGAUCACUCUGGCCUCAGUGUCUGCGCUCUUCAUCAUCAGCAUCAUCGUGCUGAUUGCAAUGCAGUGCUCCAAAUCCACUGACUAUACUUCCAAAUAUCUCCAAGAGACCAAUUAUGACGGGACACUGUGUCACAGCAUCCAGUACAGAUCUGGAGACAAACGCUACAUGUUGGUGGGACCCAGAAUGAGUAUAGGAUCUACUAUAGUCCCGGGCAGCCAUGCCAACACACUAGUGCUCCCUGACAGGAGGAGGGGCUCCACUGAGGUAAGAUGUGCUUCAGUGUUCCUUUCAGGCCAGUGCUAA
Molecule: messenger RNA, 2394 nt
Organism: Cheilinus undulatus (humphead wrasse)
Lineage: Eukaryota; Metazoa; Chordata; Actinopteri; Labriformes; Labridae
Product: protocadherin alpha-8-like
Exons: 1
Coding region: 1-2394 (797 amino acids)
Biological process (GO): homophilic cell-cell adhesion
Cellular component (GO): plasma membrane
Molecular function (GO): calcium ion binding
Source: RefSeq, a predicted model, not a curated record